Molecule: messenger RNA, 2307 nt
Organism: Mustela lutreola (European mink)
Lineage: Eukaryota; Metazoa; Chordata; Mammalia; Carnivora; Mustelidae
Gene: PAK1IP1
Product: PAK1 interacting protein 1
Exons: 10
Coding region: 843-2027 (394 amino acids)
Molecular function (GO): protein binding
Source: RefSeq, a predicted model, not a curated record
UCACGAACGUUUGGUUUUGCACCCGAACCGGGAGGUGGCGGAAAGUGAACCGGGAGAUUUCCUUCCGGAACCUUCACGUGGGAUUGACUGCGCGCUUCUCCCUCCAUCAGUCCGUCGUUACACCUUUCAAGGAAGGCGUCCUCCUCCCUCCCAGGGGUGUGCCGCAACGCAGGCCAAUGGGACCCCCGAAUCCGACUGGCAAUCCAGCGGGAAGGAAAGGGGCGCAAGGCGGGAUUCUCCCGGCGGGCAGACAGAAGCGCACGAAGCGGAGCUCCGGGGCUGACUUCGCGGUCUGCUCUAGAAACCGCUAGCCCUGAACGCCCCCCUCCUCUUUGCCCUAUUGCGAGAGAACGGGAGAAAGGCUCGUUCGUGCUUCCGGCGAAAAAAGGAAACCCAAUUCCUGACCCCCCGUCUCACAGCCCGCAGGUGAGGUGCCUCCACACCAACACCCGGGAACUGCGAGAAGCCCCGCCCAGACUGGAAGAGGCCCCGCCCCCUCCGUGACGUUACGGAAAUGAGGGGCUUCCGCAGAGGAUGUCCCGCCCUACUCCCCUUAGACGUGCCUAGCUCGCAGCCACUUGGGAUAUGCCUGCUUGUCCUUAACUUUUUUUCUCCUCGUCAUGAGAACUUCCUCAUGUGGCGUCCUUCUUUAUUCUCAUCUUGGAAGCUCCGCGUGAUCCUCAAGUGCUGAAACCGUUUCCAGGGAGGCAGGCGCCCUAAAGGCAGCCUGAAAUCGUGACGUCAUUUGAGCGCCGAAGCAGGAAGGACCCUACUGCCUCUGGCAUCCGCUUUCGUCACUCUCAGCUGAGCGAGGCUCUUGGAAGGGGCACGUGUGCUGCUGAAUGGAGCUGGUGGCUGGUUGCUACGAACAGGUCCUUUUUGGGUUCGCUAUACACCCGGAGCCGGAUACAGGCGGCGACCCCAAAGAGCAAAAAUGGACUUCUGCGGCUGACUUCACUCACCAUGCCCACACUGCCUCCUUGUCAGCGGUGGCUGUAAAUAGUCGUUUUGUAGUCACUGGGAGCAAAGAUGAAACAAUUCACAUAUAUGACAUGAAGAAGAAGAUAGACCAUGGGGCUCUGGUGCAUCACAAUGGCACAAUAACUUGCCUGAAAUUCUAUGGCAACAGGCACUUAAUCAGUGGGGGAGAAGAUGGACUCCUUUGUGUGUGGGAUGCAAAGAAGUGGGAGUGCCUCAAGUCCAUUAAAGCUCACAAAGGACAUGUGACCUUCCUUUCUAUUCACCCGUCCGGCAAGUUGGCCCUGUCUGUGGGUACGGAUAAGACGUUAAGAACGUGGAAUCUUGUGGAAGGCAGAUCAGCAUUCAUAAAAAAUAUAAAACAAAAUGCUCACAUAGUGGAAUGGUCCCCAAGAGGAGAGAAAUACAUAGUCGUCAUAUUGAAUAAAAUAGAUGUCUAUCAGCUUGACACUGCGUCUGUUAGUGGCACCAUCACAAAUGAAAAGAGAAUAUCUUCUGUUACGUUUCUUUCAGAGUCUGUCCUUGCAGUGGCUGGAGAUGAAGAAGUCGUACGGUUUUUUGACUGUGAUUCACUAAUGUGCCUCUGUGAGUUUAAAGCUCACGAAAACAGGGUAAAAGACAUGUUCAGUUUUGAAGUUCCAGAGCAUCAUGUUAUUGUUACAGCCUCGAGUGACGGUUUCAUCAAAAUGUGGAAGCUUAAGCAGGAUAAGAAAGUUCCCCCAUCUUUACUCUGUGAAGUAAAAACUAAUGCCAGGCUAACAUGUCUUGGAGUGUGGCUAGACAGAGUGACAGACACACAAAAAAGCCUUCCUUCAACUGCAGAGCCUUCUCCUGUAAGUAAAAAACAGCCCAAAAUCAACAAAAAGGAAGCUGGCGAUGUCGUGCAGGAAGAAGAAAGACAAUCCAUACCUGACUCAAAGAAAUGUGGUUUAACUGGUGACAGUAAUAAGCCAAUGAAAGCAGAUACUCCACUGUCAACCAAGAAGAGGAAAAUGGUAGGAAUGUUGGAAAAACAGAAGAGAAAAAAGAAGAAAAUACGAAUGACAUAGUGAAUCCCACAUUUCUCCUAUGAGAAAAACUUCUUAGAUGGAAUCCUUUUCAGAUACCCCUGCCCCAAGUAAAAGCUAGAAAUUUCUUCUUUUGGAGAAAAUGUACAGCUUUAAACACACACACACACACACUUUAAUGUGUUUAUUUUUAACAGUGGCAAAACUAUUUUUGGUAGGCAACAUUUUAUUAAUUAUAUGUCAUGGUGAUAUAUACUAUGUCAAUGUGUAAUAUAUUAAUUUUUACUGUUGUAAAAAGCAAAUAAAGAUCUUUUCAUACACA